This is a messenger RNA of Varanus komodoensis (Komodo dragon), 3069 nucleotides long. RefSeq names its product serine/threonine kinase 31 (gene STK31). The record is from RefSeq and is a predicted model, not a curated record. Gene Ontology annotation, molecular function: protein kinase activity; ATP binding. The coding region runs from base 34 to 3069 and encodes 1011 amino acids. NCBI's taxonomy places the organism in Eukaryota, Metazoa, Chordata, Lepidosauria, Squamata, Varanidae. The transcript has 23 exons. Gene Ontology annotation, biological process: protein phosphorylation.
CUGGAUUGUUUGCUUGUCUUAGGUUCUACCAAUAUGGAGGAGGAUUCAGCUUAUAGUCAAGUUGAAAAGGUGAUUGGCUGUCAUGUUGAAGAUGCUGUUACCUUCUGGGGACAGAACAUUAAUCGACAUAAUGACAUCUUGAAGACUGGCUCUGCUCUUGCUGAGAUAUGUCCUCAAGCCAGCCCAGUUUUUGGCAAUCCUGAUCUUACCAAGGUAUAUGGAGGGUGCUUUUCUGAAGAUAAAUGCUGGUACAGAUGUAAAGUGCUGAAGGUUAUCAGUGAUGAAAAGUGCCAGGUGUUAUAUAUUGACUAUGGAAACUCUGAGAUUCUCUGUCGAUCAGAGAUAGUUGAGAUUCCAGCAGACUUGCAGUUCCCCAGUGUGGCAAAAAGGUAUAAACUGUGGGGAUUACAGAUACCAGCUGAUCAAGAAUUAAAUCAGUUUGACCAGGGUAGGAAGUUUCUGAAUAGCUUGAUUUUUGAAAAAGAAAUGAGGACAAGAUACAAAGCUACAUCCCAGGAUGGGACCAUUGCAGUCCAGGCAGAGUGUGGCCUAUUGGAUGUUGGGGAAGAAAUGUGUAGAAAAGGUUUUGCAGAGAGAUGCAAACCCUCCACAAACAGUAAUGCCCAUGACACAAAAAUUGAUUCUUCUGCAUACCAGUCCUGGAACGCAAAAGCUUUAACUCCCCUGUGGGCUAUGAGAGGCAACACUCCAGCAAGUGGUAGAGUCAAGGGGAGCCUUGGUGAUCAUGUGCCUCUGAAUAGCAGAAGUGAGAAUAAUACUUCCUGCAAUGUGCCAUUUAAUAAUAGGGAGAAAAUAGGGGCAUAUGACUUUAGACGGAUAUCAAAUAUUAGCCUGGGAAAAAUUAAACAAGAUCAGAAGCUUAUAGAAGAGAAUGAAAAACUAAAAGAGGAAAAAGAGGCUGUCAGAAAGGAAAACCAGAAUCUUCUUCAUCAAUGUGAAGAACUGGAAACAAAGAUUGAGGAGCUUACUCACAGUCUUGAGAAAGAGAAGAAAGCUUCCAAGAAAUAUCUUGAGCAUUUAGACAGCACUCUUCAUACAUAUAUAGGAACUACAGUGAGAAGCUUGGCCACCAAGUUCAAGAAGCUGAAAGAGGCAAGACAAGACAGUAUGGGUGUUCGUUUUGGAGAAGAUCUUUCAGAAGCUGUAAACAUAGUCACUGAAGGGUGCCUUGGUGCUCCUCCAGCUUUGGAAAAGCUGGAGAAGAUUUGGACAGACUAUAACACUUCCCAAGAAGAAAUACGCUUAUGCAAAUAUGUGGACAAAAUGCAAAUCUUGAUUCAUUGCAGGAAUGAGGUGCAGCAGAAAUUGUAUUCUGCGGUGGAAGAAUUCAUUAUGGAAGUGGACAACUUACCCCUUUCUGAGCGAUUAGAAAGAUUGCAGAAAUUGGAGGGAUCUUUAAAGGCUGCAUAUGGUCUGGAUUUUGACACAGAGGGCACUGAGGGAGCAUUUGAGAGGUUCUUUGAGUGGAAGAAUGCUAAGCUGCAGGAACUCAGUCGGGUCAGGAAAGCUACGGAUACUUCCUUGCAAGCUCUUGUGACUUCUUUCAGCAAGAUGACUCGGUUCUUUGAUACAACAUUGGAUGUAUCCUUGAAAUUGGAGGAUGUCACUGGAAACGUGGAUGAGGUUCUCAGGAAGGUUGAGUUGGCUAUUUCCCAAGAAUUGGACAUUUUUCUAACUGAAGUAGAAGAAGCUGAUAAAAAAAUAAUUUUAAACACGUACAGUGGGAUUAUGCAGAAGAUCCACCAGGAACAACAUUUGUUACAUGUUAUCUAUCAAAAAUAUCUCAAUAGUGUUGAGUUCAAGAAACAGAUUACAGAGUGGCUGGAUGCAAGUCCUACCAUUGAUGAUUUGCUACUGAUUAAGAAGAGAAUGAAAAACCUAAAGGCUCAGCUGAGAUGCAAGCUGGCAGAAAAAAUCAACUUGGAAGAGUCUGAUGAUUGCAGCGAGUCUGAAAUAGCCAAACUAAAGGAAGCAAUCAGUAUACUACAAAAUAGUGUCUUCCAGGAAAUAUACAAGGAACAAAAGGAAUAUGAGAAGCUCAAUCAUCUGGUGCAGAAAUUGUUCCCUGAGCUGCCACUCCUCUAUCCUGAAGCUGGGAUUUUGGAAUACAUGAACUCAGGUGGACUCCUGUCACUUAGCCUGGAGCGUGAUCUUCUAGAAGCUGAACCAAUGAAGGAACUGAGCACAAAACGACCUCUGGUUUGCUCAGAAGUUCAGGGCCAAAAAGUGCUCCUAAAGGGGUAUACUGUGGAUAUGAAUACUGAAACAAGAGUGAUAGAAAGAGCAGCAAAGUAUCAUAAAGUCUGGAAAGAAUUGAAGGAGGAAUCUGGUUUAGUGCAGCUAAUGUUCCUGUUUUUAUGCAAGUCUGAUCCUGUGGCAUAUCUGAUGGUCCCUUAUUAUGCUGGUGCAAGCCUGGGUGCUUUGCAGACUACUGCGCCUUUAAACUCAAGGGAAACCUUGAAAGUCAUGAAAGGAGUAGCUCGGGGUUUACAUACACUACACAGAGCUGGCAUAGUGCAUGGGUCAGUACAUAAAAACAACGUAUUUGCAUUAAACAGAGAACAAGGAAUUGUUGGAGAGUUUGACUUCACCAAAUCAAAGGCUCAGCGUGCUUUGUUGAAUUCGAUGGCACUAGAUGACUACAGCUUAAUUUGCCCUGAGUUAAAACAGGGCAAACAUCUACCUUCUCCAGCUUCAGAUAUGUUUGCUUUUGGUUGCCUGCUUUGUUGGCUGUUUAUUGGAAACCAAGAGAUUGAAAUAAACAAAGAUGGAACUCCUCAGAUGGAUGGCUUUGAUAUGGAUCAUAAAGUUAAAUCUUUGCUCUUGAAUCUCCUCUGCUAUAAUGAUCGAAUGACCUCUGAGCAGGUGCUGAGCGAUGAAUGUUUCCUGUUGCCUGAAGUGAUUCCAGUUGUGUCAGAAAACGGAUCAACUAAAUGUGAACAUGGAAAGGCAAGAACAGAAGAUGAAAUUUCAUUGAGUGAUGAGCAGAACAGCAAAAUAGUACCAUCAGAAAAUGUAGAGCCUAAUGGUUAUUCAGAAUGUGUUUAG